Messenger RNA from Sycon ciliatum, 2511 nucleotides. Its product is annotated as mucin-2-like. NCBI's taxonomy places the organism in Eukaryota, Metazoa, Porifera, Calcarea, Leucosolenida, Sycettidae. The transcript is spliced from 6 exons. The record is from RefSeq and is a predicted model, not a curated record. The coding region runs from base 321 to 1757 and encodes 478 amino acids.
UGCCAUGUAUACCCCGGGCUGCAUCUCGCGCUGGGUCGAAAUCCCCACACUAACACAGGCGCACUAACGCUCCAGUCCCCCCACCUUGCCAAGUUAGCCCUUCAGUAGUUCACAGAUGGUUGGAGGACGGAGCAAGAAACGCUUCCUCCACUGUAGUGCUCACAUUCGAACGUCGACUCUGACUUGCUCCAAGAACCCGGCAGGGUUUCUGUGAAUGAAUCAGCCUUACAAUGCCGCUGCAUGGUUAAUGUUCCUGCUUGUACUUCAAGUACAAAUGUAAUUGGUCGUCGUGUUCAGUUGGGAGAUUUGCUUCACCGUCCAUGCAGAAGGCAGUCAUGAGGUCGUCAAUGUUCCUAGCUGUAGUCGUGGUACAUGUACAUCACGUCGCGGCGUUUCCCAUAUUCGUUCCGCUCAUACCCAACCUUGGAACGGUCAGUGAAGGUGUGGGAUCCUCGUUGGUCCCUGCACCUUUCGGGGAGAUAAAUCAGACGUGUCAAUCUAUAGGCCACGUUGCCCAAUGCGGAGGGCCACCAUCAGGCGGAGGGAACACUUUCGGUGGGUACUUUUUGUUUCAGGGCAUCAAUUGGACACAGAUUUGCUUAUUCGACAGCGAUGGGGACGGGCUCACUAAUGGUCAGGAGUUGGGCGACCCUUUCUGCACCUGGACUCCUGGUUCGACACCUCAACACACCACCGGCCUCAGCCAUCCCGGCUUUUCGUGCUCGACCGGGGAUGACCCAUUCUGCAUCAAUAACCUAACGUUAGAACCGGAGUCAGACCCAGGCACCACGGACCCAGUCACCACGGACCCAGUCACCACGAACCCAGUCACCACGGACUCAGUCACCACGGACCCAGCCACCACGGACCCAGUCACCACGAACCCAGUCGCCACGAACCCAGUCAACACGGAUCCAGCCACCACGGACCCAGUCACCACGAACCCAGUCACCACGGACCCAGCCACCACGAACCCAGUCACCACGGACCCAGUCACCACGGACUCAGUCACCACGGACUCAGUCACCACGGACCCAGUCACCACGGACCCAGUCACCACGAACCCAGUCACCACGGACCCAGCCACCACGGACCCAGUCACCACGAACCCAGUCGCCACGAACCCAGUCAACACGGACCCAGCCACCACGGACCCAGUCACCACGAACCCAGUCACCACGGACCCAGCCACCACGAACCCAGUCACCACGGACCCAGUCACCACGGACUCAGUCACCACGGACCCAGUCACCACGGACCCAGUCACCACGAACCCAGUCACCACGGACCCAGUCACCACGGAUCCAGUCACCACGAACCCAGUCACCACGGACCCAGUCACCACGAACCCAGUCACCACGAACCCAGUCACCACGGAUCCAGUCACCACGGACCCAGUCACCACGAACCCAGUCACCACGGACCCAGUCACCACGGACCCAGUCACCACGAACCCAGUCACCACGGACCCAGUCACCACGGACCCAGUCACCACGGACCCAGUCACCACGGACCCAGUCACCACGAACCCAGUCACCACGGACCCAGUCACCACGAACCCAGUCAUCACGGACCCAGUCACCGCGGCAUUCACCAUCAUGACGAACAGAUGGUCUACAACAGCAUGUCUAUGUUCUCAGCGAGCGCAGGCUGGUGAUGGCAGUACGACCUGUGAUUGUGAGAAUAACUGUACCACAUCGUCACUACUGGUCGGACGAUAUUCUGUCUGUUUUCCCUUCCAGAACAUUAAUUUGUAAGGAUAGUGAUUCUUCUCCCAAGCGGAGAUGACUUAGUUAAGAUGAUGAUACAUGUAUACCGGUAUAUACGUUGUGAUAUGUACAUGAAUGUGAGCCUAAAUUCUUCCGCCGCCAACUAAUUCAAGUUGUCACCUACACAAGCCUCCGCCACCAUCGCUACUACUGUCACACAGCUGCAUGCACAAUCACGUGUGGGUUGUUGCUGUUGUUGUUGUUGUUGUUGUUGUUGUUGUUGUUGUUGUUGUUGUUGUUGUUGUUGUUGUUGUUGUUGUUUUGUUGCUGUUGUUGUUGUUGCGAUUGUUGCUGUUGUUGUCGUUGUAUUCUUUUACUUUGAUUCAUAAUGGGUACAGGCAAUGCUGCCUUCUUCUCAUCGGACAUACUUUACAUGUGCAUCGCCAGCCCAGCUGAUUUGUCAACACGGACAGUCAUGCAGCGUGUCUUUAUUCUCAUAUCCUUCUUCUCCCUCCUUUGUCAUUCUCACUCGAUACAUUAGCCUCUUCCAGUGUUCUCCCUUUGUCAUUGCUACCAUCUUUAGCUUUCUUACUAAUACUAUCAUACUCUAGCGCAUUCACUACAGCAUCGUGGUCGAUUUCUCUCAUUCUUCUGUUACAUUUCUGUUCACAAUGCCAUUAUAAUUCCAGCUGCAGAUUUGUAAUGACUGCUGUAAUGCGGCAUAGUUUUAUGAAAGGACUUCCAUACGUUUGCAUUGCUAGUAUAAUAUUCACUAAGUUGUAGACCAAGUGGAAAUACCAAC